Molecule: messenger RNA, 1627 nt
Organism: Aethina tumida (small hive beetle)
Lineage: Eukaryota; Metazoa; Arthropoda; Insecta; Coleoptera; Nitidulidae
Gene: Aatf
Product: protein AATF
Exons: 3
Coding region: 51-1532 (493 amino acids)
Biological process (GO): regulation of transcription by RNA polymerase II
Cellular component (GO): nucleolus; nucleus
Source: RefSeq, a predicted model, not a curated record
CCUGUCACACGUGUUUUUGUUUAGUUCUGCGUUUAACUUCCAAGGGAAAUAUGAUUAAGGAAAAGAAAAAACAAAAAAAUUCGUUGGCUGAAAAAAUAUCAGGAAUAUUGAGUACAACACCGGCAACAUUUGAUCCAGAAGAUGCAACUGAUGAAACCACCGCUAAAUUGUUGGACGAUUCUUUCGACGAAAAUGAUGAAGACGAAGAAGCGUUAUUAAGUAAAUUCAGAAAACAAAACGUAGAUCUUCUUGAGGAUUUGGAUGAAAGAUAUGCCGGGAAAAAAGGAAGUAGAAAAGAUUUACAGGAGAGUGAUGAUGAUGAUGAUGAUGAUGUUUCAGAUACCAGUGAUAAAGAGGAAAAUGCUGAAUCAAAUAGUGAGAGUGAAGAUAAUUAUGACAUGCAAGAAAAUGAUGAUGAUGGUGAAAGUAUUGAAAAUGAGGAAGAAAGUAGUGAAGACAAUGAAAGUGAUGAUUAUGAUGAAGAAGGAAUUGACUUAGAAGAUAUUAAUAAAGAUGAAAGCAAUUUCUCACACUUCAAAAAUGAAGAUGUAUCAGCCCAAGUUAAGAAAGGACUUUGUGUCCGAAAUCAAAUGAAUAUGUGGGAAAGCUUACUAGAAAUGAGAAUACAACUACAAAAAUGUUUGGUGACGUCCAAUAAAAUGCCACAGCAAGAGGUGUACAAUGAUUUAAAAAAGCAAUGUGGUCAAGAAUUUACUGAUAAAGUAUCAGAAACUAAAACUACUAUUUGUAAUGUUUUGGAUAAAUUGAUUCAGUUGCAAGAUCUUGUGUUGAAAAAGUAUCCAGAAACUAAAAACUUAGGCAAAAAUCAAGGAAAAGAAGAUGUAGUUGCAGAAGAUGAUGAAGAAAUUCCAAGUGACACAGAAGAUGAAGUGGAGAAUGAAGAAUCUGAGGGUGAAGAGCCAGAUCAAGUGCCAAAGAAACGCCGAAAAUUAACAGAAUAUGAAAAAAUACUCAAAGAUCACCAUGAUAAAUAUAAAAAUUAUAGAAAUGGUGUUAUUCAGAAAUGGAAUGAUAAGACUAGAAUAGCAGUAGCUAAAAGUACUACAGCCUCUCAUUCUGUAUUGAAUCAAAUACAACAUACUUUAAGUGACAAACAAAGGUUGGUUAAAAGAACACAACUAAAAAGAUCAGACUACCAUAUUGUAGGCAGUCAUAAAAAUGAUUCUGUAGAAGUUAACAAUGAAGAUAAUGUUGAAAUAAAGGCAACUGAAGAAUAUAAUACGGAAAUUUUUGAUGAUGAUGAUUUUUACCAUCAGUUACUCAGAGAAUUGAUAGAAGUAAAAUCAGCAGACAUCACAGAUCCAGUACAGUUAGGAAGACAGUGGAUUCAGUUGCAAAAUUUAAGAAGUAAAAUGAAGAGGAAAAUAGAUACAAAAGCAACAAAAGGAAGGAAAAUAAGAUAUGCUGUACAUACCAAACUGGUCAACUUUAUGGCACCUAUUGAUGAAAAUCUGUGGUCUGAUGAAGUUAAAAAUGAAUUUUAUGGUUCUUUAUUUGGAAAGAAGUUGUAAAAUAACAAUAAAUAUAUAUUUUAUGUGACAUUUUAUAAUCUGUUUGAUUACCUUUAUAAUUUAAAUUAAUAUAAAAGUUACAUCAGAAAUUUAAA